Messenger RNA from Oncorhynchus tshawytscha (Chinook salmon), 1204 nucleotides. RefSeq names its product polymeric immunoglobulin receptor-like. The transcript has 4 exons. The record is from RefSeq and is a predicted model, not a curated record. The coding region runs from base 113 to 1204 and encodes 363 amino acids. Lineage: Eukaryota; Metazoa; Chordata; Actinopteri; Salmoniformes; Salmonidae.
CCAACCUGGAGAGAACACAACAUUAUAUCAGGACCUAUAGACACCUGGAGAGAACACAGCAUUAUAUCAGGACCUAUAGACACCUGGACCAACCUGGAGAGAACACAACAAGAUGAGGAUCCUGCUGAUAGUCAUCCUCCUCUCCUUCAUGACAGGUUGUUUGAGCUCCUUCAAAGUGACAGGAUACUCUGGAGGAACUGUCAUCAUCUCCUGUCAUUAUUCCACAGAAGACAGAAGUCGUGAGAAAUAUUUCUGCUUGGGGCAGAACCGUUUGAGAUGUAAGGAUCAAAUCAGAACUGGAUUGAGGAACACCUGGGUACACAGUGGUAGAUUCUCUCUGUAUGACAACACUGGAGGAAACUACUUCAAGGUGAUCAUCAGACAACUGACCAGACAAGAUGAAGGGACCUACUGGUGUGGAGUGGACAUACCUAUUAUACCUGACAGUUAUACCAAGGUAGAGCUGGAGGUGAAGAAGGAUGACUGCUGUGAGAAGUCAGUCACAGAGACGGCCUUUCUGGGAGGAGAAGCUACCAUCAGAUGCAACUAUCCAGAGGACCAUGAGGACAGAAUCAAGUAUUUCUGCAAGGAACAAGAUCGCUUCAUCUGCAAUUCCAUGAACUCCAAAAACAACAAAAUAUCUAACAUCGUACAGCGAUUCUCUGUGUCUGACAAUAGAGGAGAGAGAUUCUCCACAGUGACCAUCAGUGACCUGACUGAAGAUGAUACUGGGACCUACUGGUGUGGAGUAGAAACCAGCAGGACAGAACAACGUUACAUUACACUGAUCACACAGGUGAAGCUGCGUGUUAUAACUUGGAGGAACGUCAGACCUGUAAAGAAGACAGGACAUGUUGGGGAGGUCUUCAGUAUCUGGUGUAAAUAUCCACGGGAGAAUGAGGAGAAAGAGAAGUUAUUUUGUAAAGGGGACAGUCCUUCAACAUGUGAAGACAAGAUAACAUCUAGGAUACAGAACAAAAUGGCCGACAGUGGCAGGUUUUCCCUGAUUGAUAACCGUGAGAAGACCGUCUUCACAGUGCACAUCAAAGAGCUGAGACCAGAGGAUUCUGGGACAUACUGGUGUGGAUCUGAUAGAAGAUGGAGACCUGCAGACUUCACUAGAUUUAUCCUCUCUGUGGGUGAGUGGAUCAACUCUUUACAUCAGUGGUGGCUGGUGGGAGGAGAUAUUGGAGGCUCGUUGUGA